AUGCUCUGGCACCCUGGGCAAAGGGCGGAUCUCGCCCCUCGCCCGGCCCUGGCGGAGGCUCCGCACCUCAGCCCUGUCAACAGAGGGACGUCGGCAGUCAUGAGGCCGGGAUCGAAGCUGGAGAUCCCGCUGUGGCUUGCCAAAGGGCUGCAUGACAGCAAGAGGCGCAUCAUUUCCAUGGAGCUGCCCAAGAUUUACCGGGAAGCCUGGAGGACCGUGUUCAGCGCCGAUGCCAACGUGGUGGAUCUGCAUAAAAUGGGACCCUACUACUACGGGUUUGGCUCCCAGCUCCUGAACUUUGACAACCCGGAGAAUCCCGAGAUAGCUCAGACCAUCCUGCAGACGUUUGUAAGCCGUUUCCGCCGCAUCAUGGACUCCUCGCAGAACGCCUACAACGAGGACACGUCGGCGCUGGUGGCUCGCCUCGACGAGCUGGAGCGAGCUCUGUUUCGAGCUGGCCAGAAGGGGCUGAAUGACUUUCAGUGCUGGGAGAAGGGACAGGCUUCUCAAAUCACAGCCUCCAGCCUGGUCCAGAAUUACGGGAAGAGAAAGUUCACGGAUAUGGAGGGCUGAAAGCCCA
Tinamus guttatus (white-throated tinamou) is the source of this 580-nucleotide messenger RNA. The record is from RefSeq and is a predicted model, not a curated record. NCBI's taxonomy places the organism in Eukaryota, Metazoa, Chordata, Aves, Tinamiformes, Tinamidae.